GGGCAACUCGAUGGCGCGUGCGCAUAAGGUCGUGGCGCCAGGUCCGUCCACACAGCUCAUGGAAGCGCUCGCGGUGCGGCGCUACCGCGUGCGGCACGACGCGUGCCUCUUCUUCGUGAGUCUCCUCGUCUCGAUCAACAUCGUCAUCAUGCCGUUCCAGGCGUACGUGUCCGAGGCGGUGCCAUGGAGCGCACCGCCCAUGGACAAGCCGGAUGCAGCGAGCUUUGCCGCCUUCAAUGCCUCGACGCUUGCGCUCAACCAAGCCUUGUACAGCCGCAGCACACUCCCGAGAGGGGUCACCUACCAUGCGGACGUGGCUCGACACAGCUACGUCCUGCGCCACGUGCUCGACGUGUCGGUGCCCACGACGUGCGCGUCCUUGGUCCCGGGGCUACCGGGGGCGGUGUUUUACGGUGCAGCCAUGCACGCGCUUCUCUGCGACGUUGCGACGUCGAGGAAUCAGUCGUGGCACAACCGGGGCACGUGCCUCGUGGUGACGUUUCUCUGGCUUCCAAUCGCGCACGAGUGUCUCUGGCUCACGUCCGGCAACGAUUUGGUCGCGACCAAUGCGUCGAUGGAGGUGACGUUGACCUUUGCAUUGACACAGUACCCGUACCCGGCGCUGCUCUGGGCCAAGUUUGUGUUCCGCGCGAUUUCAACGCUUGUCGUGGCGUAUGUAUUGUGGGAUCGGUACUAUAAGCACUACUUUGCUCUGGCCCGCUUGAUGGGCCAAUACGGCCACCGCGCCGACUUGGACAAGGCGUGCGAAUGGCACUACCUCCUCGUCGUCGGCGACCCCUCGUCGAUCCUCGUCACGAGUCCGCUGAUUGUCGGUGUGUUUUUUCUGGACAUUUGGCUGAGCCCGCAUGUGAUCGCGACGGCCGUGCUCCGCCUCUUGCAAACCCAAGAGGUUUCGACCAUGCUCCGCGCCGCCUUGUACCUCUUCCGCAUGGUCUGGAUCGCCUACGGUGCCAUGUGUGCAACGUCCGUGUGUCUGAAGCGAUCGCGGCGCCACUGCGUCUUUGCCGAAGUCGACCCGACCGUGCUCGUGCUCAUUAUGACGUUCUAUGGUCCGCUAUUGUGGCUCAUGGCGGGCAACGUGUGGACUUGCCUGCGAUUCUGUCAAUGGCUCCUCACGUGCCUCCUGCCUGACGACGCCAAGGUGACACGCGUCGAGAUCAUCCUCGUCGGCUGCGUCUACAUUGCCUUCGUGGCGCUUCUGCCAUUGACGUACGGCUUUGUCGCGGGCUAUAUCCGAACACCGAGGGCACCACCGAUCGCGUACGAUAGCUUUCGGUACAACUCGUUCAAGACGCGCGCGCUCAUCACGCAGGUCCACCCGCUUCGCCUCGGUGAACACGUGGGUCUCUCGUUCGGUGGCUCGAUUUACUCGGUGUUUGAAAUGCACAUGCAGUACAAGAAGACACCGACGAUGAACGCGCGCGGGUCCGACUGCUUUCUCUUGUGCUACCGCAACAAUGCCCUCGUCACCAAGAUGCGGCUCAGUCUUCUCUGCAGCCUCGACUGCACUGGCGGCGGGAAGAGUCCGCCCAUCAUUGACGCCGAAGAGCCGUGCGAGUUUCAUGUGAACGCGUUCAACUACACGGGUCGCCACCGAAAGCUCUCGCUCAUCGCGGGCCGAGGCAGCAUCGAUACGCGCAUCACCAUUUCCCGAUCGGCCCACCCGACCGAGUGGUGUAUGUAAUAGCUUG
Messenger RNA from Saprolegnia parasitica CBS 223.65, 1712 nucleotides. RefSeq lists its product as hypothetical. NCBI's taxonomy places the organism in Eukaryota, Oomycota, Saprolegniomycetes, Saprolegniales, Saprolegniaceae. The record is from RefSeq and is a predicted model, not a curated record. The transcript has 4 exons. Bases 11 to 1705 code for a protein of 564 amino acids.